This is a messenger RNA of Saccostrea cuccullata (small rock oyster), 6924 nucleotides long. Its product is annotated as centrosomal protein of 170 kDa protein B-like. The record is from RefSeq and is a predicted model, not a curated record. The coding region runs from base 293 to 5413 and encodes 1706 amino acids. NCBI's taxonomy places the organism in Eukaryota, Metazoa, Mollusca, Bivalvia, Ostreida, Ostreidae. Gene Ontology annotation, molecular function: protein binding. The transcript has 17 exons.
GCAUGAGCAACAUGUGCAGCAAAGUUGAACUUAUUUCAGGAGAGUUUUUUCCCUAUAACUGUGCCGUAUGUUCAUGUGAUUGUCAGGUUAAUAUUGGAAGACUAAACGGUGUUGGAUUUUUAGCACAAUCUGCAUAGCAGCUUUUGUGGAAAUAUAAUAACUUGUAAUUAUCACACCAAAAGAGAAGACAUACUUGAUAAAUGGAACAGUUUAAAUAUUGUUAUGCAAUGUUAAUACACCGCUUAGGAAUACCUAGGCCUUGAUCAAGGAGACGAGAUAGAAAGUGUGAAAUAUGAAUACCCCUGAUUCAGCAGAGGAUCAGAGCUUUCGGGACUUUGAGUCUGCUAUUAUGGAAAUACAAGGCAGACUACAGUUUAAACUUAUAACCAGAAUAUACUUUGGAUGUGAUUCUGAACAAUCCGAGGAUCCCACCCCAGCACACAGUGAUGACUGGAGCCUGGUGGAUAAAAAUGGCCACCAUCACCGCCUCCCCAAAACCAUGCUGUUCAUGGGGCGCGAGGAGUGUGAUAUUGUUGUCAAGACACAGAGCGUGGACAAAAGACAUGCAGUGAUCACCUUUGACCAUUAUCUGGACAAGUUUAAAAUCAAAGACCUCAGUACAAACCAUGGGACAUACGUGAACGACAAGAAGAUUCAAGAUCAGGAGUACGUGACACUGAAUCACAUGGACACCGUACAGCUCGGCAAUGAUUCCACCAUGUACCACAUAGAGAGGGUGCCUGACUCCGGGGUGUCAUCGGGGGACCUUCAGGUGGAGAGGGCGCCCCCCUCAAUGCCCCACUGGGCCUCCCGGGAACUUCCACAUAUGAUGGAAUGCCAGCCGCCCUAUGGAGGAUUUGUUUUUACUUACCCUAUCAUGACCUGUUUGGGUUGUAUAGCUGAACAAAGAAUUGCACACACAUGUGGAAAUCACACAUUAGACAAUGUUAUCAGUCAAAGAGAGCAGAUGGCUGCAGAUAUGCAGCACGCACAUCAUGUGCAACAUAGACCCCAUGUGCAUUCCAUGCACCAGGAUUGUCCUAAGCAUGUGAAUAAACAUUCAAGUGAAUAUCCUCCAUCCUUUCCUCAAGGAAGUGAAUAUCCUAGUGAAUAUCCACCUCCGGUUCCUAGAGGAGGUGAAUAUUCUCCACAGAGUGAAUAUCCUAGAGGAGCUCACUAUCCAGGGACAAGUGAAUAUCCACCUCCUGGUGGUGAAUAUCAUAGAGGAGGAGUUUAUAGUGAAUAUCCAGCAGGGAGUGAAUAUGUGAGACACAGUGAAUAUCCAGAUAGUGGACAGGAUACACAGAGCAGAAGAGGAAUGAUGAACGCCCAGCAGGAGGAACAAAGUAAGAUCACUCAGUCAGGUUUGGGUUCGAACACUUGGCCUCGUAAGCGGAUCCGCAACACCGUCAAUAUCUCUAGGUUUUUCCACGAGGAUAUUAGUGGUUCUAGAAUGAGUAUUGACGACACUAACUAUGCAUGCAGUAGUAGAGUACUGAGGGGAGAGGGAGGACACCCUGAUAAUCUCCCCCCAGAAUUAGAAACGGUCAAGAAGGGUACACCCCUAUAUGGACAGCCAGACUGGUGGGGAGAGGAAGAGGUCAAAGGCAAUGUCAGAGGUGAGGGUGCUAAACCUCCCAGUGACUUACCACUAAACCAAACAACUUCCCCAGACACCAAGACCACCCCCACAGCAGACCUCAAUAGUAUGUCUUCCAACUCCUCCGUCUCCAAAGACAGCCUCCUGAACACAUCCUCUCCUGACAAAUCCACAUCAGAGGGGGUCCAGCCCCCACCCACCAAGAUGCCAGAAGGGGGUGCUUCCACGGCCUUCACUGUGGACUUUGGGGAAGAUGAGUCCCCCAAGAGGACUAUGUCAGGAAAGUCCCUCAGUGAGUUCAUGCCCUCCAAGAUCCGGAAGAGCUUCAGGGACAGAAAAGACAAGGCACUGGGAGCCAAGGCCAGUAAAGAAUCCUCAUCUAAGGCCUCAUCACCAGGCAGUGAAAAGGAUGUUGACUUAAUGUCACCUGGACAGCAGAAAAAGAUUGAGGACAUUUGGACUUCUCCACAGAGAAAGACAAGGGAGUUAAAGAGAUCAGCCAAAUCUACGGAGCAGGAACAACCUAAGCAAGAGAGCACUCCCAAAAAGCCUGCACAGAAAACUGGCUUACACAGAAGAAGUUUGUCCACAGGCCGUCCAGUGCCAGCCAAGCUGUCCAGACCAAAAGAGAAUGGUGAAGCUCCUGCUACAAAGUCACCCAAACAACCAAAGGGAAAGGAAUUGGACACCACAGACAGUGCUUCAUUUCUGAUAGAUAAAAUGUUUGCCGGUGAUUCCAAGACCCCAGCAAAAGGCAGACGUACUCCCAAGUCCUUAAAAACUGACAGGUCCUCAGAUCGCUUCAGUGAGCAUUCCAUGUACUCAGAAUCAAAAUCUUUUGAUUCCUCAGUGGCUAAAUCUCAGAGUGCAAAAGUGGGUCGUAAACCGGUCAUCAUGAGAAAAGAUUCCAACAAAGCCAUUCCUGUGUCUAAAAAGUCUCCAGAGAAAAAACCGGAAGUGUUACCGGUGGCUCCCCCAGAUAAUACUGACAAUGUGAGUGAGACAGGGACUUAUACAAUAGAGGGGGACAAGCCUUCAGAGGAAGAGGACAAGGCUCGGCAGAAAAUAGACACUGUAUUUGGAAUUAACGAUACUAAACCCAACGUCUCAAAAUCUGCGGAAUUCAGUGAAUUGUCCACGGACAGAAAACCUUCGUCUGAGGACCUGAUUCUGGAGAACCUGGAGGAUGAGGAGGACCUGAGGGGCCUGGAGAAGAAGAGGAGUCGAGGUCCUGAGGCCAGCAGUGUGGAGGUGGAGGUGGGGAGUUCUGUUGUCACAGACCUACUGAUCACAGAGGAUCAGGAGAACCCCAGCGAUGCAGUGCCCAGCAGUGCCCCCACUUGGGUGACCCAAUGGGCAGCCCUGACCAGUAAGAGUAAGACAUCGGAACCAACCAGUCCCAGUAGUAGUGUCUCCGAUAAAGAUACCAUGAUGUCUCCAGACUCAAAAAAGCCCUCGAAAGGCUUGAGUAGGAAACGACCAGGCACGGGCAGGAGAUUACCCACAAUUCCUGGUAAAAGUCCGGACGGGAGUAACUGUAGUUCUCGAUUAAGUCAGAGCACGGACAGUCAGAGUCCCAGGUGCCCCUCCACUCCCAGAUACGGAGAAAACAACAACAUCGCUGACAAGCAGAAGGCUGUCACAAUAUCUAGUCAUGUGGUAAAACGUUCUGAGGGCACAGACACAGAAUCAAUAUCGAGAACAAAAUUUGACAGUGAAUCAGAAGUGACAUCUGUGACACAAACUGAUGAGUUUUCAACUCCGAAAACCACCUCAAGAAGUACUGCUAGUGUUGAUACCGAAGUUCUGUUGAAAGAUACACAAACUGUCAUGGCAGCCAUGGAGGCUCGCAUGGAUUCAAAGUCAGGUGGUCUUCAUAAUGGACAUGUUCAGGAUGAUGGUGAUAAUUUGUCUGACACAGAAAGCACAGCAGCACUUGUAAAUGGACAUGAGGGAUUUUUAAAAUCUAAUUUAUAUACUAGUCCUCGGGAAUCUCUGGCAAAGACCAGGGGUUUUCAGCAACAUAAACCCGUGUCUCGAAAUAGCUCGGCCAGUGAGAGACUUCAAGCAUUCCGAGAUAGGAACUACAAAAAUGUUACACCUCCUGAAAACUCAGUAGUUUCAGAUGUUUUAAGUGAAAAUUGUGAUCUCAACCAAUCUAUUGACAGAACCAGUGAGUGCAGUGAUACUGGGGUUAGUUUUAAUCGAUCAGGGUCAAAGGGCAAGGGUACAAUAAGUAUGACAAGACCCAACAGGGCUUUCCAGUUGAGGAGAGCAAGGGCAGACGGAGAAGUCCCUGAUACUCCUAGUUCAGGGGUCUCAGAGGCUGUGUCACUGACUAAUGUGUCUUCUGCAAGUUCUUCACGUUCUGUAAAAAGUUCCACCCCCACGCGAUCCAUGAAGGCUGCCAACAGACUCAGUUACCCCUACACUAAACAAGACUCUGCGAGGAGCAAAGAGAGUUUAGGGGCUGCUAUUGUACAGAGGAGCAGAGAGGGUGGUCCUCAGUCAUCCUCGAGGAGUAAUGCCAGUCUGGGUGCUAAAAUUGCUCAAAAAGCAUCCAGCAAUCAAUCUUCAGGAAGCUUGUCUAAUGUUUUUAACAGAAGUGAUGGUGGACGUUACAGUCUCAAGUUGAACAGAUCGUUGAGUUCACAGGACUCUAUAAACAUAGAGAGUAGCAAUACUCCUUCACGCAAACCUGAUUUUAAGUCUGUAAAAUCAAAGUUAAAAACCACCCCCACCUAUGGUCUUUCAGUCACUGGUAUUAAUAGUAACAGAAGUAGUGUUACGUCUGCCUCAAGUCGAUCCAAUUCCCCCAGAUCUGCUGAGAAGGCAGCUUGGAAGAGGAGGAAGGAGUAUGACCCCAGAAAGGCAGUGGCAGAGGCCAAGGCCAAAGCUAAGGAUGUCAAGGUCAAGAUGGAUAACCAGGGUAAACCCAAAAUGAUCAGGUCAGCCUCCUUCACCAACACAGCUGAGCUGCAGAAGUACAGGAGGCAAGCUCUUCAGAAGAAGGACUCGGUGUCGAGUCCAGAUGAGUUGAGUUGUGCCAGUGAAGGAACAGGCUCAAUGACAGACAAUGUGUAUCAAAGAAGCUUCAUCCCCUACUCAGGAAGGUCACAGUCCAGUCGAAUCUUAAGUACAGAGGAGGAGGAGAGUAGCAUGAUUGUCAAGUCAACUCAGGACCUAAGCAGCGGACGCUAUAAAUCGGCAUUCACCCCACCGCCCCAGAACUCUGUCCCCUCUCCCCCUUUAAUGCCCUUGUCUGUAUUUAAAAAGCGAAACUCCUUUGAGAGUUACGAGACUCGACAUGGAGUCACCAGACACAAAGCUCAGCUCGAGCCUCCAGUGCAGCAGUCUUAUGACAACAUUUUGGUGUCAUCUAUCUACCAGCUGUCACUCAAACUCAAAACCAACACUGAAAAAACACUGAUGCAGCUCAAGUUGGAUCAGAGAAUUGAGGAUACAUCAUCUCCCUCUCCUAUUGAUGAUAUUCUGAACCAAUCAUCAUCCAAUAGUGAUAUUCCUGGCUGGAAGGCAGCCAAUCAGGAGCUAGCAGCCAUCCUCACCAAUCUGAGGAAAACCGAGCAUAGAAUUCACAUGAUGCACAAGGCCCUGUAUCCAGAUGACGACAGUUGCUCCGACUCACCUGGAUUAUCCGGACGAGAGAAGCGGGAAUAUCUCCAGGAAAUAGAGCGGAUCCGCAGCGAAUUAGCUGGCUUCCAACCAAUCGCAAAGCCUCAGGUCAUAAAGGAUGACCAGGCUUCCAUAGAAUCUGACUGUGAAGAACUGGGAACUGCUGACGAAUUCUUUUGAGGCUUCAGGCUCUUUAUAUAUGUCAAUUUUUAAUUAAAAGAGACUUCCAUUGCAAAUUUUUUGUCCAAACAAUUUUAUUCUAGUCUCAGAAACUUCUUUUUUAUAACAUUGCCUGGUACAAUUUAUCAUUGAAUUGUAACGUUCUCAAGUUCUUUUUGUUCUGAUGUAAAUGGCAAACAUUUCUUAGUGAUAUCAGAAAAUAUUUUAGAGGAAAUCAUUCAUUAAAGUAUAAUUGUUCUGCAUAUAUUAAUAUGUAACUUUUCAAUUUUGUAUGGCAAUUGUUACUCAAAGAAAAUGGAAAAAGGAGGAAAAAGUAUCUUUCACUUGAAUAAUCUUGGCUCAUUAAGAGUACAUUGGAAUAAAUGUUAUCCAAGUUUGUUGUGACUAUGAUACAUUUACACAAAUCACACUUUUGUGAGAAGAAUGUUACCCAUUAAACCAGUUUUCUGACUCUGUGAUACAUACGGUAGUGCUUUUUGCUGGCUGUGAUCAUGCGUUAGUGGCAUUAGAUAUUAAAGUAGAUAUUAACUUUUUACAUUCAUUGUUUUUCUAUCCUUAAAAAUUCCUGUAUAUGAACAUUGAUGUAAUGAACAUUUUCAGCUUUCUAUGACCUUUAAAUUUAUUAAUGAAAACUGUUAACUUUUUCUUGUCAAAUUAGAUAAAAAAUUUAAUUUUUAAAAUACUACACAUUCAUUUUACUUGAGGAAACAUACUCAGUACUCAUAACGUUGCAGAAAAUCUAUGUGUAUAUAUAUCCCUACUGUUUGCUCUUUUUUUUCGUGUGCUGUUGUAUUUAAAUUUUCGUGAUAUUUAUGGUACGUUUGCUACGAUCUGUUAGGUCUCAUCAUAAUUCAAAUAUCAUACUGUUAGCUUUCUACAAAGGAACAUAAAGAAAUAUAGCAAGGAGUAAAGAAGCAAUUUAAAAUUAAAAGAAAACCAGACUAUUGUAAAAAAAAAAAAAACCAACUGUUCAAAUUGAUAUUGUGUUUUUUUUACCCUCAAUUCCAUGUCAUUUUCUUAAGUGUUAUUUUUAAGCAUACGAGGAAGCAUUUUUAAGCCACGGUUGUAUUGUAGCAUUUAUUGCCUUUUGUUAGUGACUGAGUCACAUUACUUGGUUGUUUGGUUGUUCAAGAGUUUCAUUCUCCGUCAAAUUCCAGGGUGAAUGACAAUAAACUAAACAGUUAACAUACUUAUUAUGUUAAUUAAAUUAGAAGUUGUGAUACAAUUUUGUAUUCAUUCUCUCACACUGCUUUGAAUUGUUGAAGAAAUUUAGAUUUAUUGAAUGCAUUCCAUUGAGGUAAUGGAUGUUGGUGUGCCUGUAUAUUUCCAUUGUUUGUUUGUUUAGUUAUGCUUCAAGCAUAUUACGGUUGUUUAGCCAGACUGGUUUACUGAAAUACACAGUCUGAAUGCAAUAUUUUGUAUUGAUUCCCUUUUAUUUACAAAUGCCUUAGUUGCCAUGAACAAAUUGUUUUAUAUUAGAUAAUUUAAUAAAUUUAUGCAUUAAUGUGAAA